GCCAAAAUAAGAUAAAGAUAAAACACAUGUAUUUUCAGUCUUAUAACAAAUAUAUACAAUAGUUAAAAAUAAUUAUUAUACAAUUGGCUGGAGGACAUUAGAAAAAAGUUACAUGGACUAUCUAAGCCUAAUAUCCUUGGGUCCAAGAUGUAAAGAAUGAUUACUUGAUUUAUUAUGGGCACACAAAGAAGCUGCAUUCUCUUAUGAAUAUAUAUCGUAAAUAGGAAGGAAGCUUGAGUAGAUUUGAUGAAAAGUGUAAAAAUGGUAAAGACAUGUUAAAUUAAGGCAUAUGGUGUAUGUAUACAGUGUUGUAAAAAUAAAGCAUAUGCAAAAAUGGUUGCACAAGAGCCGGUUAAGGCAGCCAUAUGGCAUGCAUUGAAUGCCUACUGCUUUACUGAUGCGAUAUUUCUUGCUGAGCGCUUGUAUGCUGAAGUUCGUAAUGAAGAAGUGCUUCAUUUGCUGGCAACAUGCUACCACAGAGCAGGACAUACGAGUCGUACUUACAAUCUGUUGAAGAAGCAUUCUCAUAUAAACAUCAACAAUAAGUUUUUGUUUGCAACAUCUUGCUACAUUCUGAAUAAACUGUCGGAGGCUGAAGUUAUUCUAGUGGGAAAUAAAAAUACAACAACAGUCCAUUCUGUUGCAACUAUAAAAUCUGAUUAUGGACCAAUCGCAGGAGUCACAUUACAGUUGCUUGGGAAUGUCUACAGAAAAUCUGGACAAACUUCAAAAGCUGUGGAAUGCUAUAAACAAAGUUUAAAAUGCAAUCCUUUUUUGUGGAGUUCAUUUGAACAUUUGUGUCAAAUUGGAGAAAAAAUUGAUCCACUUGACUACUUCAAGACAUCAAGUUCAUCAAAAAUACCACAGCAACAGCAACCAUAUCCUUAUUUUUUCUCUGCUCCUCGGCCAGAACUCUCUUCCCUUGGAUCCAUCAGCAGUUACGACCGAUCAUCUUCUGAGAACAUGGAUCCUGCAAAGCAUGCACCACUAUUAACGUCGACAGUGAUCAGCAAACCACAACAAGACCUAUCUUCAACUAAUGGGUCUCGAAAUUCAUUAGAUAUCGAUAUGCCACCUCCACCACCAGUUACCAGAACAAAUCGUGGUGUUGGUAAGGCCAGACAGAGAAUUCUAGGUACACAGGCAUCAGAUAGUCCACUAACACCGAGUUUUGGAUUACUUCCUGUCGAUUCUCCUGUUGCAGAUCUAGGUAGCUCCCCCAUGUUCAUCACGCCACCAGUUUCUAAUCUUGCAACAGUACCUAUGAAAGCACCUGUGAAAAUACCAACUAGGAAGACUGGAAUUAAAAAAUCAGAAAAUACGCUUACAAGGCAAUCAUCUUACAGUCUCUCUGGAAUACACAGUACUUCUCCUGCAUUAAACCGACAAUCACCUGCUAGUGAUGUGAAAGAUACAAGUUUUACUGGCUUAAGGAGAAGCAGUCGACUUUUUGGCACCAACACUUCCACAUUAAGGGAUGUAAAGAAAACUCCAAAAGUUCAUUUUGCUCUGAAUGGAAAAUCUCCAACCAGCACAGGCAGAAAAACGAAGUCUCGAAUCAAUAGAAGCAGUAUCAGUACACAUCCUUUAACGCCUACCACACAGAAUAUAAUCCAAACAACAACGCAACAAAAACAAGAAAGUACUGAUGAUCUACUAGAAAAAGAUGCGAAACCUUCGAUAUUGCUAUCGCCAAUACAACAAAGCGCUGACGGUCUCAUGACUUUGUUAAAAGACAUUGGUAAAGCAUACCAUUUGUUGAGCACUUAUAAUUGUCAGAAAGCCAUCGAGGUGUUUGAAAGUCUUCCUCUGCAUCAAAUGUCUACGUGUUGGGUGUUGGAGAAAAUGGCGAUUGCGUAUUUUGAAACUGGAGAUAUGGCUUUAGCAGAAAAAGCGUUUGAGAAAGUGAGAGAGUUAGACGCGUAUAACAUGAGUGAAGGUCUUGCAAUUUACUCCUCUUUACUCUGGCUCGCUCGCAAAGAGAGCCUGCUAUCUUCAUUAGCGCAAGAUCUUGUGGAUCAUAACAAAGAGUCGCCAGUGGCAUGGUGUGCGAUGGCGAAUUGCUUCAGUUUACAGAAGGAACAUGAUUUAGCGAUCAAAUUUCUUGAAAGAGCUAUUCAAUUGGAUCCUGAGUUUACGUACGCCUACUCUCUGCUUGGGCAUGAGUAUGUGUACACAGAAGAGUUAGAUCGCGCUUUGUCUUGUUUCCGAGCUGCUUUACGUUAUAACGAAAGACAUUACAAUGCAUGGUAUGGUAUCGGGAUGAUUCAUUACAAGCAAGAGAAGUACACUUUAGCAGAAUAUCAUUACCGUCGUGCGUUAAAGAUCAAUCCCAAUCACUCUGUCUUACUCUGUCAUCUUGCAGUGACGCAACACGACUUGGGAAGAAUAGCGGAGGCUUUAGAAACUGUUUCUAAAGCAAGCGAAUUGGCUCCGAAGAAUGCUCUCUGUAGAUAUCACAAAGCCAGGUUUUUAGUGUCACUCGAUAAAACUAAGGAAGCGCUAGAAGAAUUAAACGAGUUAAAAAAGAUUGUUCCAAAAGAUUCAUUAGUAUAUUUUAUGAUUGGAAAGACGUAUCAAAAAAUGGACGAACCUCACUUGGCACAAAUGAACUUUUCUUGGGCAAUGAAUUUAGAUCCGCAAGGAACUAACACCAUGAUUAAAGAGGCAAUGAACCAACAACGUUAUGUGAGCGAUGAUUUCACGAAUUCGUUACACACAGCUGAGGAUACCAUUAUGUCAGACGUUGAAGAGAGUAGCUGAAGAUUUUUAUGACCUCCAUCUUUGUUACGAAAUGUUACGAUUGUGUCGCUUUGUAGUAACGUCGCUACUUUCGACUCGUAUUCCUGAAUAUUCAAUAUUAGCAGUUCUCGAUUUCUUUUUACGUCAACCGUUGUAUAUACUUAUUGUAUAUAACGAUAUAUUUCUUCUACAAAAUUAUUAGUUGUAAAAGGACUAGAAUCUAUUUUAUGUUAUCACGUCU
Messenger RNA from Hydractinia symbiolongicarpus, 2983 nucleotides. RefSeq names its product cell division cycle protein 27 homolog. Gene Ontology annotation, biological process: cell division. The transcript is spliced from 20 exons. Lineage: Eukaryota; Metazoa; Cnidaria; Hydrozoa; Anthoathecata; Hydractiniidae. The record is from RefSeq and is a predicted model, not a curated record. Gene Ontology annotation, molecular function: protein binding. Bases 334 to 2763 code for a protein of 809 amino acids.